AGAGCCGGUUACGCUCCCAAGAGGGGGAGAAGGAAAAAACUUCCUGCUGAGAAACUAAUACCACCCUCCAUAGAGGAACGUUCCGCUUGCGCAUGUUUGCAGCAAUCUCGCGCAACGCACUCGCCACGCUUUCGGAAAGACGCGCCAAAUCUUGAAGACUUGCGCUGUACCCUGUUAAUCAUCGUUUUAGCAUUUUUUUUUUUUUUUAUUUGGGAAUUUUUUUUUAUUUAUAAAGCAACAGUCCGCACUCAGAUUACAGCACCACUUCGCUAGUCGACCAAAGAGCUUGCGGGGCUCGACGCAGUCGUGUCGGGAGGUCCCAGGACGGUGGACGUGCGUGCCCUGAGCCUCGAGAUGGUUGCAGCGCGGCUCUGGACGUCGGCCCUGGUCCUGCUGUUGGCCUGCUUUGUACGCGAUGUGUCAGCCGUGGUAAAAGGCUCCGAUGCCACCAAGGGAAUCACGAUUCCCAGGAACAAGUUCCAGGUCCCCGUCGUCUGCUACUACUACGGCUGGGCCAUCAGUCGACCGGCACCGAUGAACUACAAGGUGGAGGAUGUUCCCCUGGACUACUGCACCUUCGUGGUCCUCGCGUUCGCUGGCAUCGACGAUCGCACUUGGGAACUCAAGAGCAUGAUUCCAGAGUAUAAGCAAGAUGAAACAUUGUACAGGAACUUCACCGAUCUGAAGACUCAGCACUUGUUCCUGAAAACAAUGCUCGCCGUUGGUGGCUGGGAUCUAGGCGGCAAGGUGUUUUCUGAUAUGGCGAAAGAGCCCGAAAGAAGAACAAAGUUUGUCAACAGCGCACUGGACUGGAUGCUUCGCUACGGUUUCGACGGCCUCGAGAUCAUCUGGAAGUACCCGGGCUACGAACCUCGGGGUGGAACAUCGGACGACAAGGAAAACUUCGUACAACUGAUUAAGGAAUUGAAGGCAGCUUUCGAUCCCCAUCCCUUGUUCCUGACGGCGGCAGUCCCCGUUGAGGAGAACUACCUGGAGGACGGCUACGACAUUCCACGACUGACACGAAACGUCGAUUGGUUCAAUGUCCUCGCCUACGACCUCCGUGGGCCCUGGAACCGGUUCACGGAUAUGCACAGCAUCCUCUACAAGAGGGCUUCUGAUUCGAGGUUCUUCCAGGGACUGACCAUUUCGGAAGGAAUGAGGCGCCUUGUCAACCUGGGCGCACCAAAGGACAAACUCAUGCUGGGGAUAGCAUUCUACGGAAGAACUUACGUCCUGCGAGAUCCCGCCAAGCACGGAGUCAAGGCACGUAUCAAGGCCACCAGCCGGGCUGAAGCCGGACCCUACGUCAACUCACACGAGCUCAUGGGAUACUACGAGAUAUGUCCAAAUAUCAAGUCCGGUGCAUGGACCCGGGUGUUUGACCAAGAAGCCAAGUGCCCGUACGCCUACCAUGGGGACCAGUGGAUUGGAUACGAGGACGAGGAAAGUGUAUCCAACAAGAUGGAUUUCAUCAUCGGGGAAGGGUACCGUGGGGUCAUGGUCUUCAACAACGAUCUUGACGACUUUCGAGGAAUCUGCGGACCCAAAAACCCUCUCAUGACCGCCAUCUUCAACAAAGUGGGCGAAAAAGAGCUGCGGAAACUCAACAUUACCCAAACUUGAAACCAAAGACGCACGAAAUAAACAAAAUAAACUUCAGAGGGAAUGACGUCUUCCCUUGUCCUUCAGCAGUCUC
Messenger RNA from Ixodes scapularis (black-legged tick), 1699 nucleotides. RefSeq names its product endochitinase. Gene Ontology annotation, molecular function: chitinase activity; chitin binding. The coding region runs from base 355 to 1626 and encodes 423 amino acids. Gene Ontology annotation, biological process: chitin catabolic process; carbohydrate metabolic process. NCBI's taxonomy places the organism in Eukaryota, Metazoa, Arthropoda, Arachnida, Ixodida, Ixodidae. The record is from RefSeq and is a predicted model, not a curated record. Gene Ontology annotation, cellular component: extracellular region. The transcript has 8 exons.